Molecule: messenger RNA, 1349 nt
Organism: Abrus precatorius (Indian licorice)
Lineage: Eukaryota; Viridiplantae; Streptophyta; Magnoliopsida; Fabales; Fabaceae
Product: G2/mitotic-specific cyclin-2-like
Exons: 11
Coding region: 132-1349 (405 amino acids)
Biological process (GO): regulation of cyclin-dependent protein serine/threonine kinase activity; mitotic cell cycle phase transition
Cellular component (GO): centrosome; cyclin-dependent protein kinase holoenzyme complex; nucleus
Molecular function (GO): cyclin-dependent protein serine/threonine kinase regulator activity
Source: RefSeq, a predicted model, not a curated record
CAUCUCCGUCUAAAAUUUGCUUUUACAUCAUUCCUUUUUUAUUUUCAGUGUUGGCUGUGCUGUCUGUCACUCAUUCAGAUUCAAUUCUUCUUCUUCCUCCUCCUAUUGCUGCCCCUAUUCCUGCGUGACAAAUGGAGGGCUCAAAGGAAAAUCAUGUGCUUCCGCUUCAGAUUCCGCUCAUAGCCUCCUCAAACGUUCAAGGCUGUUCAAGAAUGGAGGGUGGUGUCACUGUCCAUCACCGGCUGCCUCUCAGCAACAUCAAUCACAAUAUUAUGGAUUCUCUCGUCAACAAAUUAGAUCUUUCCCGCAAGUGUUCGUCACACACCGUUGGCCACUACCCUCAAGGAACUAGGAAACAGAAUCUGUUAGCUCCUACCUCGAGUUACCCGUUGGAUUGUGCUAUCGUAAAUAUUCAUGAUUACGAGGAUUCCAGUGACAAUGCAAUUCCAGUAUUUGUGAAGCAUACUGAAGCAAUGCUUGACGAAAUUGAUAGGAUAGACGAAGUUGAAAUGGAAGAUGUGGAGGAACCUGUUAUGGACAUUGACGCCUGUGAUAGGAAUGAUCCGCUUGCAGUUGUUGAGUACAUAGAUGAUAUCUACUCUUUCUACAAGAAAAUUGAGAAUUCUAGCUGCGUCUCUCCAAAUUAUAUGACCUGUCAGUUUGACAUUAACGAGAAGAUGAGGGCCACUCUUGUUGACUGGCUUAUUGAGGUUCACUACAAAUUUGAGCUUUUGGAGGAGACAUUGUUCCUUACUGUCAAUCUCAUAGACAGGUUCUUGGAGCGUCAGGCAGUGAUCAGAAAGAAACUUCAGUUAGUUGGUGUAACAGCUAUGCUAAUAGCUUGCAAGUAUGAGGAGGUCUCCGUCCCAACUGUUGAGGACUUCAUUCUGAUAACAGACAAGGCAUAUACAAGAAAUGAAGUUUUAAAUAUGGAGAAAUUAAUGGUGAAUACCUUACAAUUCAAGUUGUCUGUGCCUACUCCAUACGUGUUCAUGAGAAGAUUUCUUAAGGCAGCUCAUUCUGACAAAAAGCUGGAGCUCUUGUCCUUCUUCUUGAUCGAACUAUGCUUGGUGGAAUGUAAAAUGCUCGAGUUUUCACCAUCUUUGCUAGCUGCUGCAGCCAUAUACACAGCUCAAUGUAGUCUCUACCAGUUUAAGCAAUGGACUAAGACCACUGAGUGGUAUACUGAUUACUCAGAAGAGCAGCUUAUAGAAUGCUCGAGGCUGAUGGUUAUUUUCCAUCGGAAAGCUGGAUCCGGGAAACACACUGGCGUGUAUAGGAAGUACAGUACUUGGAAGUAUGGCUGUGCCGCAAAAUUAGAACCAGCCCUGUUUCUACUGGACAGUUAA